This is a messenger RNA of Lobosporangium transversale, 2046 nucleotides long. Its product is annotated as RED-like protein N-terminal region-domain-containing protein. Gene Ontology annotation, biological process: mRNA splicing, via spliceosome. Bases 8 to 1987 code for a protein of 659 amino acids. The transcript has 2 exons. The record is from RefSeq and is a predicted model, not a curated record. Gene Ontology annotation, cellular component: nucleus. Lineage: Eukaryota; Fungi; Mortierellomycota; Mortierellomycetes; Mortierellales; Mortierellaceae.
GAUUACAAUGUCGAAUUCAAUGCCUCCACCAGAAUUCAAAUCUCCUGAAGAAAAAAAGACUACAGGACUCAAUCAAGAUGACUUCAGAAAACUAUUGGCUACGCCACGCGCGGCUCCAGGAGGCUUGACCGGUAUCGGCGGCUCUUUCUCUGGAGGCGGGAUGAGAGCUCUUGGGAUGGCCAAUAGGUCUGCAAGGAUACCAAUGCCACACACACCCAAAGCGACAGAUGAUGGAUUCCAUAAACAAAAACACAAGAAAUCUUUUCAAAAAAAACCCUCAAAAGAAGCAUCAGCUACAGCACCCAAAUACAGAGAUCGAGCGACAGAACGUCGUCAAGGCAUUAAUCCGGAUUACAUUGAGACAGAGCAGAUCCUUAGUACGCUAGAGGAGGCUGCAGGGGAGGUUGCGCCAGAUGUUCUCUACGAACAGUCUAAGUUUUUGGGGGGAGAUCGAGAACAUACACAUUUAGUCAAGGGUUUGGAUUUUGCCUUGCUAAACAAAGUAAGACAAGAGGAUAUGGGGGGCGGAAUAGGGCCAGUGGAUUUGGAUGAAGUGUUUGAGUCUGUAGAAAAGUCAACUAGGACAGAAGAGGGUACCUUAUCGAGUCAAGUGGAUGACACACCAGAGUUGAACAGUACGCUCGCUAGAAACGUAUUUAGGUGGGCAAUUGAGGAACCUUUAAAACGUCCGCCUAGGGUUAAUGAAAUGUUCUUGCCUGGUCGAACAGUAUUCGUAUUUGAGUUACCAAUCACCUCCAAAAGCAAGAGAUCAAAGUCAGGGGUGGUCGAGGACAACAAUCCAUUUGCAGUCCCAACAAUCGUUGUACGAAGUAAGGCUGAUAUUGAUCAAUCUUCAGCAGGAAUAACUGAGACUUCAGAAGCCGAUAUGGUAAUGAAAAAGGUGACGGAUGUCUUGCGGGCAAUUCGCACAGGAGAGCGUAAAGUUAAAGAUAAUGAAGCAGAACUAAAAAUUAAACGGAAGGCUGAAGCGGCGGCUGCAUCGAAGGAGCAAACAGAGGAUAUUUUGCCGCAUGUUGAACCAGAUCUAGAUGGUGAAGACAUUUUUGCAGACGCUGGGCGAGAGUACGUUGUUGAGCCAGGACCUACGAAAGCUGCUAAUAUGGAGAGCGCGAUGGAAACAAGUGGCGAUGAAAAUGGUCCAAUAGUGGGACCAGAACGACCGGACGGCAUUGACAUGAGUAACUAUUUUAGUGAUGAAAGCGAGGAUGACCUUGAUCAGGAAGAUAUGCCUGAUGCUAAAAUGGAUACCGAAGCGUCUGUGCUUGGUCCAGCACGACCAACAGAGAUGGACAUGGAAAAGUACUUUGAUGAAGACAGUGGGAGUGAUGGCGGUCAAGGUAGCGGCCAGGGUGAGAUUGGGGUAGAAACUAAUGAGUAUCGCAGCAGUGUCGAUAUUACUGGUCAUCAAAACACUGGAAUCUCCUCUGUUGCUUCAGACCAUACUAGACAUAAUAAUGAGGAUGCUCUAAGGCGGAGGAAAUUGAAAUUGGAGGAGUUAGAGAUCGAUGAGGAUGCCGAUUAUUAUAAUGCGUAUGGGUUAGGCAUGGGUGGGGGACUUGGUACGACGGCAUAUGACUCUGACGAUGAUGAUGAUGAUCACAAUCAAUCCACUAUCUUGAUUGACAAAGGCACACAUAAGAACAAGCGGGCACAAUUAGGACGAUUUGAUUUUGACAAUGAAGAGAGCUUCAACCGAUAUAAGGAUACGGUCGAGGUUGUACCUAAAACGUCGUUCCAAUAUGGAGUCAAGAUGAGCGAAGGCCGUAAAACUGGCAAAUGGGAUGAAGGCAAGGGUAAGGGUCUGAGCAAGGAAGAAAAGUUAGAUCGGGAUUGGCAAAGGAUCAGUCGACUUAUGGAGAAGAACAGCGGAACUAAUGCCAGCGGCCAGAAGUCAAAACCACGUCGCGACGAUGGAACGUCAGAUGGCAAUGACAAUAGAAAUAAAAGGCGUAAGAAUAAUUGGUGAUAUGGCAGGACACUGCAAUUUACUGUCAUGCGCACACAAUAAAACAUGAAAUAGUGCAU